AUGGUUAGAUCUGAGCUUGCAGAAGAAGUUGCUUUGAAUCCAGAGCUUUAUGGAUUGAGAAGAUCGCAUAGAGAGAGAAGGGGUCCAUCGAUAAUUGAAAGCGAUGGCAGUGACUCCGAGGUGGUGAGGAAACCGAAGAAGAGUAAGACGACGACAAAGAAGAAGGCAGCUCGUGACUAUGACAGUGAUAUGGAUGAGGAUGAUGGGGACGAUGAAGAUGAUAAUAUUGACGAUGAUGAGGAUGACGAAGACGAAUACUAUGAAGGAGCCAGGACCAAGAAAAGAAAAUCCGCUGCAGUGGGUACAAAAUCUAAAAAGAAGGCACGUCCCACGAAACAACUAACCCCGGUGCUACCAGCUGAAAUCAGAUUCUCUUCUAGAAACGCCAAACAAGUGAAUUACUUGGUGGACGAUGAAGAUAAUGAGGAUUUGCUUGAGAGUGAAGAUGAUGACGACGAUAAUAACGAUUAUUACUACUACCAGCAAGCGAUCGAGCUGGAAGAGCCAGAGAAGGGGAUCGACCAGGUGAUGGAUCACAAGAUAAACGAAGAGAAUGCAACUCUCACUGAUGAUCCUAAGUUGGACCACUUGUUCUUAAUAAAAUGGAACGAUUCAUCACAUGUGCAUAACACCUGGGAAAGCGUAGCGAGUCUCAAAAGCUUCAAAGGGUUCAGAAAGGUGGAAAAUUAUAUCAAGCAGUUCAUUCUUAUUGACCAAGAGAUAAGGUCAGACCCGUUGACUACCAAGGAAGACUUGGAAGCUAUGGACAUCGAAAGAGAGAGAAAGCGUGACGAGAUCGAAGAGUUCACUCAAGUAGAAAGAAUCGUAGAUAGUGAGAGAGUAGAAUUGCCCAACGGUGAGAGUCAAUUGCAAUACUAUUGUAAAUGGAAGAGACUAUACUACGACGAGUGCUCAUGGGAAAAUGCAGAAGAGAUUGCGAAGACUUCACCAGAACAAGUUGCUAAGUACCAGCAAAGACUUAACUCCAAAAUUUUGCCAAAUUUGUCAGCAAAUUAUCCUCUUAGUCAAAGGCCCAGAUUUGAAAAAUUGGUGAAGCAACCACUUUUCAUCAAAAACGGAGAAUUGAGAGAUUUCCAAUUAACAGGAUUAAAUUGGAUGGCAUUCUUGUGGUCCAGGAAUGAAAACGGUAUCUUGGCAGAUGAGAUGGGUCUCGGUAAGACAGUUCAAACUGUGGCCUUUUUAUCGUGGUUAAUAUAUGCCAGAAGACAGAAUGGUCCACAUUUAGUUGUGGUACCUCUUUCCACAAUUCCUGCUUGGCAGGAAACAUUUGAGAAAUGGGCCCCAGAUGUCAACUGUAUUUAUUAUUUGGGUAACACUGAAUCAAGGAAAAACUUGAGAGAGUAUGAGUUCUAUUUACCCAAUAAGAAACCCAAAUUCAAUAUCUUGUUGACGACCUAUGAGUAUAUCUUGAAAGAUAGAUCUGAAUUGGGACAAAUCAAGUGGCAAUUUUGUGCAGUCGAUGAAGCUCAUAGAUUGAAAAAUGCUGAAUCUUCCCUUUAUGAAUCAUUGUUUUCGUUCAAAUGUACAAAUAAAUUACUUAUAACUGGUACUCCAUUACAGAACAACAUCAAGGAAUUGGCCGCAUUGUGUAAUUUUUUGAUGCCUGGAAGAUUUCAAAUCGAACAGGAAAUUGAUUUUGAUACCCCAGAUGAUGACCAGGAGGAAUACAUUAAAGAAUUACAACAAAAGAUUCAACCUUUCAUUUUAAGAAGAUUAAAGAAAGAUGUCGAAAAGUCUUUACCUUCCAAGACAGAAAGAAUUUUGAGAGUGGAACUAUCUGACUUGCAAACAGAAUACUAUAAAAACAUUAUUACCAAGAAUUAUCUGGCUUUGAAUGCUGGUAAUAGCAAUGGUUCUCAAAUUUCUUUGUUGAACGUCAUGAGUGAAUUAAAGAAAGCUUCCAAUCAUCCCUAUCUUUUUGACGGGGCUGAAAAUAGAGUAUUGGCCAACCAAGGUGUUUCCCAUUCCAGAGAUAAUAUAUUAAGAGGAAUGAUUAUGUCUUCAGGAAAAAUGGUCUUGCUAGAACAAUUGUUGACAAGAUUGAGAAAGGAAGGCCACAGGGUCUUAAUUUUCUCACAAAUGGUUAGGAUGUUGGAUAUAUUGGGAGAUUACAUGGCCAUCAAGGGUUAUCCCUUUCAGAGACUUGAUGGUGGGAUUCCAUCUUCUCAAAGAAGAAUCUCAAUUGACCAUUUCAAUUCAGAAGGUUCCAAGGAUUUUGCAUUUCUACUUUCAACUAGAGCUGGUGGAUUAGGUAUUAACUUGAUGACUGCUGACACUGUUAUUCUUUUCGAUUCUGAUUGGAACCCGCAAGCUGAUUUACAAGCCAUGGCCAGAGCUCAUAGAAUUGGGCAAAAGAACCAUGUUCUGGUUUAUAGAUUUGUAAGUAAAGAUACAGUGGAAGAAGAGAUAUUAGAACGUGCUAGAAAGAAGAUGAUUUUAGAAUAUGCUAUCAUUUCCUUAGGUAUUAUUGACCCAUCUUCUAAAAAGGGUGGAAAGGGCGCUGAUGGACUUUUAAGCAAUACGGAGCCAUCGACUAAUGAAUUAUCUCAAAUCUUAAAAUUCGGAGCAGGAAAUAUGUUCAAGGCGAAUGAUAACCAAAAGAAAUUAGAAGAAUUGAAUUUGGAUGAAGUUUUAGAUCAUGCUGAAGAUCAUAUAACCACUCCAGAAAUCGGUGAAUCCAAUUUGGGAUCGGAAGAAUUCUUGAAGCAAUUCGAAGUGACCGAUUAUAAGGCUGACGUUGAAUGGGAUGACAUUAUUCCACAAGAUGAAUUAACCAAAUUGAAGGAUGAUGAAAAAAGGAAAGCCGAUGAUGCCUUUUUACAGGAGCAAAUAUCUAUGUAUUCUAAGAGAAGAGCAGCUGUCAAAUCACUUCAAGGAGAAGAUGAAAAUACCACCAACAAUAACAGUGAUUUCGAUAGUGAUGCCGAAAACAGCAAGAGAUCUGCUAGAAGGAAAAGAAACACUGAAAACCAUCAGCUUUCUGAAAAGGAAAUCAGAGGAAUUUAUAGAUCUAUGCUUAAGUUUGGUGAUCUUGCAGGAAAAUGGGAACAAUUAGUGGAAGAUGGAAGUAUUUCCAAUAAAAAUCCUGUAUUAAUCAAGCAUGCUUAUAAUGAAAUCAUCAACAUUGCAAAAAAUCUUGUUAAAGAGGAGGAGGCUAGAAGAACCAAAGCAUUAGCUGAGUUGGAAAAAUUGGCAAUGGAACUGAAAGAUAAAACAACAGUAAAUCCAGAUGGUGCUAAUCCGAUGGCCCUCUGGGUUGCGAAAAAGAAAGAAAAGAAGGCGGUACUAUUCGAAUACCAAGGUGUUAAGAAUAUCAAUGCCGAGCUUGUCUUGGUAAGGCCACAGGAUAUGAGUAUAUUGGAAUCAUUAAUUCCGAAGAACAAUCCGACUUCAUUUGAAAUUCCUAAAGCUCCAAAAGCUGUUAGUCAGUGGACUUGUGACUGGACUAUUAAAGAUGAUUCCAUGUUACUAGUCGGUGUCUAUAAGUUUGGUUAUGGAUCUUGGGUUCAAAUAAGAGAUGACCCAGUUCUUGGUUUACAAAAUAAGUUAUUCCUAGAUGGACCAAUCACCAAACCUGUAGCAACCAAACCAGCUGGCGACGAGGUUGAAGUUUCGGAAGCCUCUAUGAAUGGUUCAGUUGUUGCCAAUGGAAACACUGCUGAAGUAUCCGGAGAAAAGGAAUCUGAAAGUAAAGCGAAAGAAGUAAUCAAAAAGGUUCCUGGUGCUGUCCACCUUGGUAGAAGAGUUGAUUAUUUAUUCAGCUUACUUAAGGAAACAGAUGAAUCGCCUGCCACUUCUCUGACCAAUAACCACACCCACCCUGGUGCUACUUCCAAAGGUGGAUUACUCAAGAAGAAGAUUAGAAAAUCCAAGACUGAAAGCCCACAAGCUGCAGGUAAACCAAAGCAAACCAGAGAAGGAGCCAUUAGAAAACAACCAUCGAAGCUUAAAAAGCAAAUCACGCCCUCACCAUCUAACCCAACACCCGGGUCUCCUAAAAUGGAUAAACAGGAAGUCAAUGAUCUUGAGUACGAUAGUAUGGAUGAGUUCGAAUGUAAAUCUACUUUAAAACCAAUUUCUAAGUCGUUGAUGAGACUACACAAGGGUAAUAAAGGCUUGGAAAAGAGUGCUUGGGCUCAUAUUCUUAAAAGCGAACUCUUGACAAUUGGAGACUUCAUCGAGGGGACAAGUAGCCACCAGAGCUCCAUACAAUUGGACAAAAAAAAGAAACAUUUGUGGUCGUAUGCCAGUAUCUAUUGGCCCGCAAAAGUACCUAGUCGUAAGAUUAAUGAAAUGUAUAAUAGGGUGAAGAGCCAAAUCAAGGAGAAGAAGGAAAUUAAGGAAGAGACAGUUAAAAAAGAAUGA
Dujonia railenensis is the source of this 4386-nucleotide messenger RNA. The record is from the annotation of a GenBank genome assembly. NCBI's taxonomy places the organism in Eukaryota, Fungi, Ascomycota, Pichiomycetes, Serinales, Debaryomycetaceae.